Frankliniella occidentalis (western flower thrips) is the source of this 2416-nucleotide messenger RNA. Its product is annotated as contactin-2-like. The record is from RefSeq and is a predicted model, not a curated record. Gene Ontology annotation, biological process: cell-cell adhesion. Lineage: Eukaryota; Metazoa; Arthropoda; Insecta; Thysanoptera; Thripidae. The transcript is spliced from 5 exons. The coding region runs from base 142 to 2172 and encodes 676 amino acids. Gene Ontology annotation, molecular function: protein binding.
AACGUGUCGGCCAACCCCAAGCCCUCCGUGGUCGAGUGGGUGCGCGACGGCCGGCCCGAGUUCCGCCAGUCGGGCCCCGUGCUCUCGCUGCCCCGCGUCACGGCCGAGUCCGCCGGCACCUACACCUGCCGCGCCGUCAACAUGCUGGACGUGUCGACGCCCCCGCGGCGUCGAGUGGAACACAUCGGCAACGCCAGCCUCACGCUGCUCGUGCGCCACAAGCCCGGGCUGGCGCGCAUCUCCCCGGACAAGCCCGUGGCCACCGAGGGCUCUGGCGUCACCCUGUCGUGCACGGCGAACCCGCCAGGAUGGCCCGCGCCCCAGUACCGCUGGUGGAGGGACCCCCUGGACCAGCAGCCCGGCAGCGGCAGCCCCGUCACCGUCCUCGGCACCGGCCCCAAGUACACGAUCCAGUCGGCGCACCUCGGCAGCGAGGGCACCUACCACUGCCAGGCCUCCAACGAGAUCGGCCAAGGCGAGGCUGCCUCCGUGCUCCUCGAGGUCCACCAGCCGCCCAGGUUCCUCGCCAAGCUCCAGCCCCACGUCACUAGGAAGGUGAACGACGAGGACUUCACCGCCUCGUGCGGCGCGCACGGCAAGCCCAAGCCCUCCAUCCGCUGGCUCAAGGACGGUCGCGAGAUCGGCCCCGGGACCGCCGCCUCCGGCUUCUACGACAUCUCCACCGAGGAGUCCGAGAGCCGCAACUCCGUCUUCACCGUCCAGAGCGUCCUCAAGUUCUCCGGCCCCGAUCGUAAGCAGGGCAACCAGCUCGAGCCCAGCGACCGCGGCAUGUACACGUGCGUCUUCGAGAACGAGGUGAAGCGCGCCGAGACCACCAUGCACCUGCGCAUUGAACACGAGCCUAUCAUCCUGAACCGCUACAACAAGGUGGCCUACGACCUCCGCGAGGACGCCCAGGUGGUGUGCCGCGUGCAGGCGUACCCGCGCCCCGAGUUCCAGUGGAGCUACGGCAGCAACGCGGCCGCCCUUCUGAGCAGCAGCGACGGCCACUACGACAUCAGCACCACCAGCGAGAACGGCGACGUGUACACCAGCGUGCUCAAGGUGUCCAACAUCCGCGACGUGGACUACGGCGAGUACACCUGCCGCGCCAACAACGGCCUGGGCACCAAGCGCGAGACCAUCAAGCUGCAGCCCAAGGGCCCACCGGAACACCCCCAGGCCGUCAAGGCCACGGCCGUGGGCCACAACUUCGUGACCCUCUUGUGGGAGGCGGGCUUCGACGGCGGCGUGCAGAACACCAAGUACUUCGUCUCGUACCGGCGCGUGGCUGGCGGCAACGGCAACCCCACGGACGGCGACGAGCUGGCGAGCGACUGCUACUCGGCCGCGCCGCCCAGCGUCAACGCGGACCUGCUGGUGACGGCGCCGGAGGGCACGGGCGAGGCCGGCGGCUGGCAGGAGUUCGACUGCCAGAAGAACAACCCCUGCAACGUGACGUCCCUGCAGCAGCACGCCAGCUACGUGUUCAAGGUGAAGGCCUACAACACCAAGGGCCACAGCAACUACUCGGAGCCGGUGCCCGCGCUCACCAAGGUCGACCGCAUCCCCGCGCCUCAGCGCGCCACCUACGACACGGACUCGCACUCGCUCUCCGUGUACGUGGCGGCCACCUGCCUGACGCUCGACGCGCAGGUGGAGGCCUCGCUCGGCAUCGUGCAGGAGGUGGGCACCGGGCGCGAGAUGGAGGAGUGGCACCACGUCGAGUCCUUCCACAUCCAGGCUUCUGGUGCGGCGGCCACUCGCAAGGAGGUCAUCAUCCCGUCGCUGGCUGGCAGCAAGCAGCACCCGGAGGGAGGUUAUCGAUCAUCCGGCAGGUCUUUGGGGGAUGAAAGCUACUUCGGCAGUGAGCUUCCUGAAGAUGAGGUGGACCCAGACCAUCAGCAGAUCACUCAAACUGAACCCCGCGUGCGAGUCAGAUUCUGCUUGCGUGCGAACGCAGACACAUGCGGAGAUUACACUGAGGCCGAGAUUGGACCAUCCCUCAUCAGGGAAGCCCAUAUUCUUCCAACACCUACACUCAUAGCCAUCGUUGUUUCUUGUGUGGUGUUUAUCCUGUUUGUUGGCUUACUCUUCAUGUUCUGCCGAUGCAAGAGGCAUCAGAACAAGAAAGCUGGCGGAAAGAACUAUGAAAUGAACUCUUCAAAGUGAGUAUUAGUCGUUUACUGUAUGUUACGUAACUUUGCCAACUUCCUGAAUGAGCUGAAUCUGAGAUGCAUUAAAUAUGUUCCCGUAUACUUGUACUGUGCAGUGUGCACUAAAGACAAAAGUCAUAGAGGGUUUAAUCUUAUGGGAGAGCCAGUAUAGUACAAGUAACUGCUUAAAUAAGGCAAACUUUGUAUGUUAAAAUCUUGGUUUUUCUCGUUCAUAGUACAGAGUGCAAAAGAGUAUUGUC